This is a messenger RNA of Pogona vitticeps (central bearded dragon), 2845 nucleotides long. Lineage: Eukaryota; Metazoa; Chordata; Lepidosauria; Squamata; Agamidae. The record is from RefSeq and is a predicted model, not a curated record.
UUGACUUGUUCAUAUUGUGACUCUCUUUUUUCCAACAUAGGAGGGCGCACCAGAAGCAGAAUGGGAGAAAAAGAGAAUAAAUGCUCUGAAUGUGGGAAAAGCUUCACUCAAAGGUCUAGCCUUAUCAGACAUGAGAAAACACAUACGGGAGAGAAGCCGUAUCAGUGCUCUGAGUGUGGCAGAAGUUUUAGUCAGAAAUCUAUCUUGACCAGACAUGAGAGGACUCACACGGGAGAGAAACCAUACAAAUGCUCUGAAUGUGGGAAAACCUUCCGCCACAAGUCGGCCCUUCUCAGGCAUGAGAAGAUGGAAGCUGGGGAAAGGCCCUACGAAUGCUCGUACUGCGGAAAGGGCUUCAUUCAGAAAUCUAAUUUCUUAAUCCACGAGAGAAUCCAUACAGGGGAGAAGCCAUAUCUAUGCUCUGACUGUGGGAAGAGUUUUGUUCAACGGUGGCACCUUCUCAUCCAUGAGAUGACACACAAGCAAGAUAAGUCUUACGACUGUUCCAAGUGUGGGAAGACAUUCAGUGAGAGCUUAAGCCUUCUCAUCCACGAAAGAAGCCACAUGGGAGAGAAAGUGUACCCGUGCUCUGAGUGUGGGAAAAGCUUCACUCAGCGGUCUAGCCUUGUCCGCCAUGAGAAAACACAUACAGGGGAGAAGCCAUAUAAUUGCCUAGAGUGUGGGAGAAGCUUCAGUCAGAGGUCUAUCCUUACGAGACAUGAGAGAACCCAUACAGGAGAAAAACCGUAUAAAUGCUCAGAAUGUGGGAAAAGCUUCCGCCAUAAAUCAGCCCUUCUCCGGCACAAGAAGAUGGAAGCAGGGGAGAGGCCGUAUAAUUGUUUGCACUGUGGGAAGGGCUUCAUUCAAAGAUCCAACUUCCUCAUACAUGAGAGGAUGCAUACUGGAGAAAAGCCGUAUCAAUGCUUAAACUGUGGGAAGCGCUUUGUCCAGAGGUCGCACCUUCUUGUCCAUGAGGUGACACAUAAACAAGAGGAACCCUAUCAGUGCUCAACGUGUGGGAAGAAAUUCAGCCACAGUUUAAGCCUUGUUAUCCAUGAAAGGAGGCACACGGGAGAAAAACCGUAUCUGUGUCCCAUCUGUGGGAAAGGCUUCAUUGACAAAUCAAGCCUUAUCAGACAUGAGAGGGCACAUAGAGGAGAGAAGCCAUAUUCAUGCUCACACUGUGGGAAAGGCUUCAGUUAUAGGUCAGCUCUCAUCAGGCACAAGAAAACCCAAGCAGGAGGGAAGCCAUGUUGGUUCUCAGCCUGUGGGAAAAACAUCAUUCAAAAAUUAAAACUCCUGGCUCAUGAGAGACCACAUAAUGGAGAAAACCCAUAUAAGUGUUCCUACUGUGGUAGAAGUUACAGUCUGAAGUAUAAGCUUCUGAUACACAAAAGAGCCCACAUGAGGAGCAAAACGUACAAAUGUUCAGAGUGUGGGAAAAGCUUCAGCCAGCGGUCCAGCUUCAUUGUGCAUGAGAGGGCACACACAGGAGAAAAGCCCCAUAAAUGCUCUGAGUGUGGAAGGUGCUUCAGUGACUGGCGAAACCUGACGAAGCACCAAAAAAUCCACUUGGGAGAAAAGCCCUAUAAAUGCUGUGACUGUGGGAAAAGCUUCACAAACAAAUCAGCCCUGGUUGUGCACAAGAGAACACACACGGGAGAAAAACCAUAUAAAUGUUCAGGUUGCAAGAGGGGCUUCACUAGCAAAUCAAGCCUGAUUAAACAUGAGAGGACCCACACAGGAGAGAAACCACAUAUGUGCUCUGAAUGUGGGAAGAGCUUCGUACAGAAGUCAAACCUUCUGAGGCACAGAAGAACCCACAGUAGAGGAAAUGCGCCUCCAUUCCCCAAUUGUGGGGAAAGUUCUAGAAGUCAGUCAGCCUUAAUUAUAUACUCAGAGACCCAUUUGGAAGAGAAGCCGUAUAAAUGUAGUGAGUGUGGGAAAAGAUUCAACGAAAGGCGAAAUCUUGUGGUACAUGAGAGAACCCACACAGAAAGACCGUAUAAAUGUCCAGAUUGUGACAAAACUUUCACCAACGAAAGGACUCUGGUGGUACACAAAAGGACUCACGAAGGAGAGAAACCAUACGCAUGCUCAGGUUGUGGAAAAAGCUUUCCUUACAAAUCGAGUCUGAUAAAACACGAGAGAACCCACACAGAGGAGAAACCCUGUAAGUGUGCAAAGUGUGGGAAAGGCUUCAACCAGAGUGCCAAUUUGCUUGCGCAUGAGAGAACCCACACAGGAGAGAAGGCUUUCAAAUGUCCAGACUGUGGAAAAAGUUUCUGUGACAGGUCGAACCUCCAUAGACACCAGAAAAGUCAUAAGGGAGAGCAGCUUUAGGAAGGCUUAUAUUUUGGUGAGGUAGAACAUUCCUGGAGACUGGUUAUUGUUUGAAGAACACUACAGACCAUUGCCUGCCCUUUCUUUCUACUGUGCUAUAAAGUCUUGUCUGGUCUUUCCAAACUGCUAGUAAGGGGGAGUUCAUAUAUCUGAACGUUUCCCUAUGGCAGUCAGAGGAAACAAAAACUCCCUUGGAGAUAGAAAAAGCAGCAUGUCAAGGAGCAGAUAAGUGAAAAAAUGCUUGUUUGUUACCAGCAGAAACAUUCAGGUAGAAAAGAUGGCCAUUCUGCCCUGUUAUAACUAAACCUUUAAAAAAAAACUUUUACUAAUUCUUAAUUAGCAUCCAUGGUGGAUUUCUAGGCCCCCUGAAUUCCAGAGAUGAUCUUUAUACCUGUGUACUUCUUGCCUCUUUCCUCCUGUCAUAUAAUUCAAUCACAAUAUUUCACUAUAUUAACGCAGCUCGGAGUUAGAAGGAGCCAUACGGGAAUCCGUUUUAGGGGUA